Parnassius apollo (apollo) is the source of this 585-nucleotide messenger RNA. Lineage: Eukaryota; Metazoa; Arthropoda; Insecta; Lepidoptera; Papilionidae. The record is from the annotation of a GenBank genome assembly.
AUGGAUACCAAAACUUCGAUCUCGACGCACAAAUGGCAUAUCCCACGGCCGUCGUUGUCCGGUUGUAGCACGCCAGGCAGCAUAGAUGCGCGAUCGCGUGGCGGCUCCGCCUCGAGUCAAGGCUCUUCUAGUAAUCACAGCACACACAGUGCCUCAUCGGGCUCACUAUUAUUAAGUGCAGUACACUUGGCACACAUGGACGGCAAGAACACUGGCCAACAUGAGUACGGGCAUCAGAAUAAAUCAAUUGGAUUUGGACGGAAAGCGCAAAUGACCAGCACUGUGAUGGCCAUCCCAGAGGAAUCACGAGAAAUUACGGACAAGUUUUGGAACGACGUAAAGCGGGGAUCAUCAUCUGGGCAAGACGUCGCAUCUGUCGCUAGCUCAACUCACUUCACGGUAGUGAAUGGGUUCACGAAGCAACGAUCAGAGAAAGAGCCGAAGUCUUGUUGUUGUAAUCAUUCCCACCAGAUCACUGUACUAGUCAUAUCGAUGACUAUACUGCUCUCAGCAUGCAUCCUUGCGGCUAUUUGCUUUGUUGAAAUGAGAAUGCGUAAGGAGACCGGCAUCUACAGAUAUUCUUAA